CACAUCACCAAAAUGGUGCAGUAUAUAUGUAUGUCCACACUUAUCUAGCUACAAAAACUUUGUAACACAAUGAAAUCCACCCACAGCCAUGGCACCAUCUCCCUCCUCUUCUUCUUCUUCCUCGUUCUCUCCCUUUCGCCGGCGGCAGCCCAACCAAGCCCCAACAAUCCAGACAACAUGUACGCGCGCUUCAGCCCCUCCAUGGCCGUCAUCAUCGCCGUCCUCGUGGCCGCCCUCUUCUUCAUGGGCUUCUUCUCCAUCUACAUCCGCCACUGCUACGACGCCUCCGCCGGCUCCAACGCCCUCCGGCGCGGCAGCCUCUCCCUCCACGCCCGCCGCACCGCCGCCCGCGGCCUCGACGCCUCGGCCAUCGACGCCCUCCCGACCUUCUCCUACUCCGAGGUGAAGGACCACAAGAUCGGCAAGGGCGCGCUCGAGUGCGCCGUCUGCCUCAACGAGUUCCAAGACCACGAAACGCUGCGUUUGCUCCCCAAAUGCGACCACGUCUUCCACCCCGACUGCAUCGACGCCUGGCUCGCCUCCCACACCACCUGCCCCGUCUGCCGGGCCAAUCUCGCCCAGCAGACCGAUUCCGACCCGGUCCAACCGGAGGAGACCGAUCCUCCUCCGCUUGAGGCAGACCAAUCCAGAGACAACGAGAUUGUAAUCCAAGUGGACGAAGAUGAUCAUCCGCAGCCGUUAGAGCGAAACCUGAGUUUCGAAACACCGAAUCGGCCGGCAAGGUCGUGGUCGAUUCGGAGGCCGAAGAUGCUCGGGUUUGGAAAGUUCCGGUCGCACUCGACCGGGCACUCGCUGGUCCAACCGGGUGAGAAUCUGGACCGGUUUACACUGAGGUUGCCCGAGGGAGUGCGGAAGGAGGUGAUGGACCGGGCAAUGCUGAACCGGACUAGAAGCCUGGCGGCGGGGCUACAAAGGGAAGGUAGUUCGAGGAAAGGAUACCGGAGCGGGGGAGAAGAGGGGAGCAGCCGGGCCGGGCGGUUCUAUAAGCGGCUCGAGCUGCCCGGCCGGGGGGCCAAUUCGGACCGGUGGGUGUUUUUCACGAGAGGGAUAUCGUUCCGAUCGCCGAGGGUGGUGGCGGACAGCGGCGAAGGGUCCAGCUCAAAGAGGAGCGGCGGGAAGACGCCGGUGAAGAUGCCGUCGUUCAAGUGCUUGGAACCAAAGACGAACGGAGAUGAAAACCGGCCGUUUUCGGAGCCGCCGCCGGUUUAAAGGGAAUUAGUUAGUCAAAAUUGGCGGAAAAGGUGUAUUAUGGGGAGGCAAGUUGGCAGAGAGGACUAGGUUCGGUGGGUCCCGCAAGGGUAGAAAAAAGUCUAAUUGGAAUCGGAUUCUUGAUUAACUGUGCUUUUCAUUAUUUUGUUUGAUUUUUUUCGUCCACACGCUGCACAUGUAUUUAUUUUUCUUUUUUAAUUGCCUAUAGCUGUUUGUUGUUCAUUGAUUUUGGUAGUAGUAGUACAGUAUAUCAUUUUUGUGAAAUCUUGAGGAUGAGAAUUGAGAUGAGGAAGUCGAUGCUGUAAAUUUUUUAUGACUUCGUUUGUUCAAAUCUUAUCGAAAUGUAAUGUGCCGUUUGGAGAAUAAAAACAGUACUAUUGUAUUAGUGGA
Molecule: messenger RNA, 1620 nt
Organism: Salvia hispanica
Lineage: Eukaryota; Viridiplantae; Streptophyta; Magnoliopsida; Lamiales; Lamiaceae
Source: RefSeq, a predicted model, not a curated record